Molecule: messenger RNA, 1948 nt
Organism: Nelumbo nucifera (sacred lotus)
Lineage: Eukaryota; Viridiplantae; Streptophyta; Magnoliopsida; Proteales; Nelumbonaceae
Product: Peptidase S41 family protein
Biological process (GO): proteolysis
Molecular function (GO): endopeptidase activity; protein binding; serine-type peptidase activity
Source: RefSeq, a predicted model, not a curated record
UCUUCUGUUCUUCUCCUCCCUUAAGCAUACACGGAAAGCUGGAGGCUUKACAGAAACCAGAGAACUGGAGACCAAGGGAAAAUGGAAGCUCUGGGCCACAGCAUGGACCUUAGCUUCACUCGCAUGUCUUCGAUUCACUGUAACCCUUCAACAACGGGUCUUGGGUCAUUUGCUUCCUGUCGAUUUUCUAGCUUGAAUGUUCGGUUCGGAAAGGAUUGGAGAAAAUCGGCCGGUUCUUCUUCGCUGAGGCUCUGUGGAUUAAGGGUUCGUUGUGGGAAGAGGYUUCAUGAAGGGGAAUUUGAAGUGGUUGGAUUUAAGAAGGAUGAAUCGAAUCGAAGCUUGAUCAGAUCGGUCGGGAGAAACUUCUUUAGCUUCGCUGCUGCAGUUGCUGCUGUUGUUUCAAUUUGUUGUGAUACUCCGGCGUUGGCCGAGUCCCUCACUGUUGCUUUCCCUGUUUCUCGAGCUCGCGAGGUAAAUAGAGUUCAGAGAACUCUUGUUGAGGCGUGGGGCUUGAUUCGAGAAACUUUCAUAGAUCCAACUUUUAAUCAUCAAGACUGGGAUCUGAAGCUACAACAAACCAUGGUGGAGAUGUUCCCAUUGAAAUCAGCAGAUGCCGCAUAUAACAAGAUCAGUGGAAUGGUUGCCACUCUCGGUGAUCCAUUUACUCGAAUUAUCAGCCCAAAGGAAUAUCAAAGUUUCAGAAUAGGAAAUGAUGGAAACCUGCAAGGAGUUGGCCUCUUCAUAAACACUGAACCAAGCUCCGGGCACUUGGUGGUUUUGUCUUGUAUAGAGGGAAGCCCAGCUGCCCGUGCUGGUAUACAUGAAGGAGAUGAGCUAGUUGAGAUUGAUGGACAGAGGCUUGAUGGUUUUGAUGGUGAAGCAGCAGCACAGAAGCUUCGAGGGCRUGUUGGAACAACUGUUACCAUAAAACUUCACAGUGGUAAAGAUUCAGAAAGUAAUUCUGGGUUCAGAGAGGUCAAACUACCCCGUGAGUUCAUUAAGCUUUCUCCUAUAUCCAGUGCUGUCAUCCCUCACAGAACCCCAGAUGGUCAUCUUUUGAAGACUGGAUAUGUGAAGCUCUCAGCAUUUUCUCAGACUGCUGCUUCUGAAAUGGAAAAUGCCAUUCAAGAAAUGGAGGGACAAGGAGUACAAUCAUAUAUAUUGGAUUUACGCAACAAUCCAGGUGGUUUGGUAAAAGCUGGGCUGGAUGUUGCCCAAAUAUGGCUAGAUGGAGAUGAGACUCUUGUAAACACAAUUGAUAGAAAUGGAAAUAUGUUACCCAUAAAUAUGGUCAAUGGACAUGCUUUAACACAUGCUCCACUUGUUGUCCUUGUAAAUGAAGGAAGCGCAAGUGCUAGUGAGAUUUUGGCUGGUGCUUUGCAUGACAAUGGCCGAGCAAUCCUUGUGGGGCACAAAACCUUUGGGAAAGGAAAAAUUCAGAGUGUUACAGAACUACAUGAUGGAUCUGCCCUGUUCGUUACAGUUGCAAAGUAUUUAUCACCAGCACUUCAUGACAUUGAUCAGGUUGGCAUUACACCAGAUGUGCAAUGCACGACGGAUAUGUUGACAUCACCUAAAGAAUCCUUCUUGAAGGAAAAGCGCUCAAUAUCCUCCCUUGAGGGAGAUUCAUGCAUCAUGGUAGCUGAACAUGAGUUGGAUAUUCAGGAAUCCAAGGGAACUGCUUCAUGAAAGAAAUGCAUCUGCCUUCAUAUUUGUUAUGUACAAGUCACUGGAUGUAUAAAUAUGGAGAAAAAUCACAAUUCUCAAUGUUACUUCUUCAUAUGAUUGUAUACAUCCAUUGUAAACCAGUCUUUACCGAAGAAAAAAAUGUAAAGCAGUCAGACUGGAAAAUAAAAAUGAAAGGAAACAAUGUACAUAUACAUAGGAAAAUGCUUUGUAAAAUUKACUGUCUUAUAGUUUGUAUAUGAAAUUUAAGCUUAUAUGGUAA